Molecule: messenger RNA, 342 nt
Organism: Thlaspi arvense
Lineage: Eukaryota; Viridiplantae; Streptophyta; Magnoliopsida; Brassicales; Brassicaceae
Source: the annotation of a GenBank genome assembly
AUGGAGCUAGAUAUUAAGACGAGUAAUAUUUUGUUGGAUUUGAACUUCAAUGCUAAGCUAGGAGACUUUGGGCUCGCCAGGCUUGUCGAUCAUGAGAAAGGAUCUCAAACCACGAACUUGGCAGGAACCAUGGGCUACAUGGCUCCUGAGUCUUGCAUAACAGGCUGCUCUGCCAGUCCUGCCGUCGGAGAUGCCGUGGCGACGUACAUGGAUCCUUUUAUGGCUAGAUUCACUUAUGUUUCUGAAAGUAACAAUAGUCACAACUGUCAUUCAUCCAUCCUCUCUGCAUCCCCUUUUGCCCUUCUGCUUCCUCGUCGAGGACUCCGCUUUAAGACAGAUUGA